AUGUUAGUUGUUUAUACCUAUACAUGCAAUUUACAAAAUGAUCGUAUCUUGGUAAAUCAUCGAUUUGUUGCACGUACUAUUGAUCAUGAUCAACAGGCAAAUGUACAACAUAUGGUAUGGUUGUGCAGAAAUAGUAAUAUUGGCGGCAUCAAUUUACAUUCAUCGGAUACUAUUGAACAUAGUUUACGAAUUCUCUCUCAUGUAUAUCACUUAAAGUGGCAUUGGUACAUGCCACCAAUCGGAGUUUCAGCAUCGGAUUUCAUGCAACGCAAUUCUUAUUUUCCUCCUCUUCAUCUUCGCUCUAUACAUCUCCAAGUGAUUGGUAUUGAUGACGCACAAGCAGUAAUUUAUGCAAGUUUACUACGAAAUUUACUAACAAAUGCAGUUCUUCUUCAAUGUCUGAGCGUUCCAUGGAGCAUAGUACGUGAAUUAGGUCAUUGUUGUUCUUCUUCAGCACAAUCGUAUCGUCUUGGAAGUUUAUUUUUACGCUUUGGACGGUCACAACCCAUUUUUGGACAACCAGAACCUAGUUAUGAACCAGUGGAUGGUUCAAUGCUAGCUCUACUAUUUCCACGUUUACGUCUUUGUCAUUGUAUGGAGGUUUUUAUCUAA
Messenger RNA from Rotaria sp. Silwood1, 612 nucleotides. The record is from the annotation of a GenBank genome assembly. NCBI's taxonomy places the organism in Eukaryota, Metazoa, Rotifera, Eurotatoria, Philodinida, Philodinidae.